Mytilus trossulus (common blue mussel) is the source of this 1848-nucleotide messenger RNA. Its product is annotated as sex peptide receptor-related protein 2-like. The record is from RefSeq and is a predicted model, not a curated record. The transcript is spliced from 2 exons. Gene Ontology annotation, molecular function: G protein-coupled peptide receptor activity. Gene Ontology annotation, cellular component: membrane. Lineage: Eukaryota; Metazoa; Mollusca; Bivalvia; Mytilida; Mytilidae. The coding region runs from base 405 to 1565 and encodes 386 amino acids.
AGGAAUUAGUGACAAACUACUUAAGGGAACACAUGAUUUACAUCUCUAUCAUACCAUUCGUAAUCAAAGAAAUUAUCAAUGUUUGGUAAAUAAUGACUAAAAACAUAGCACAAAUUAAGGAUAUGCGCAUCAUCAUAUCAGUAACCUAAAUGUAUCAACUGAAACAAAUAAGAUGAAUUUCAAGUUACUUUUACAUAUCAAAUAAGACGGCUUCACGGCUUUAUAAAGGGUAAGACGAUAUCAAAGAGAUCCGGAACGAAAAUGCAAUUUCUUAUAUAAACUGAUGAUUAACAUAAAAUGACCCUGCUGCAGCUUUAUUGUAAAGAAUAGAUGCAUUUGAGUUCUGAAUUUUACAAGCUUGCCAUUUUGGACUAAAACGUUAGUUUCAGAUAGCCACUAGUAGUAUGUCAAUAUUUUCACAACAACCAACUCGACCAACAACAUUUGAUGGGAUGAGGCAGCAAGAUAACCUCACUAAUAAACCAGUAACUCUUAAAGUAGCUGGUGUUCGAUUGGUUACCUUGGAUAAAUAUAUCGAUAGUAAUAUGUACAUUUAUUAUGGGAUUGUGUCACCAUUUAUAAGCACCAUCGUCAUUAUAUUAAACAUUCUUCUGAUUACAACUUUAAUCAAAGGGAAGUGUAGAAAGUCCACUCAUGUUAUCAUGAUUGCCAUAGCGAUAGCAGAUGCAUUGACUGGUUUCAUUCCGAUACCAUUCAACUUAUAUGUAUUUGGUCUGAAGAAAGAUGAUGGCUACCUAACUUUGUCAUGGUGCUAUGUUUUUGAAUACACACAGAAAUUUAUUCCAGAAAUUCUACACAUAACUUCCCUACAUUUGACAGUAGGCCUUGGAAUUGAACGUUUCUUUGUAGUAGCAUUUCCUUUCAAAGCACAAAGGAUAUGUCGUUUUCGAAAUGGAGUUAUCUUUAGUGUUCUUAUUUUUGUUGCAAGUAUUUGCUCUCAAAUGGACUUAUUUACUCAAGUUAGUUAUGAACAAUUUUGUGAAUAUCGAAAACGGACUAAUAAGACAGUUAUUGGUUGUAUUAGGUCAACAAAAGUCAGAACCGACUGGGAAUAUGCACUAAGAAUAGGGAUGUUAGUAUUUGUACCUUGUAUGACACUUGUUGUUUUCACCGUACUACUUCUCAGAAAGUCCAAGGAAAUUCAACAUUGGAGGAAAUUGCACUCCUCUCUCUCUAAGACUGCUGAUUUAGAACGACUCGACUUUGCCGUCAUUUUAAUGAUGAUAUUUAUAGUAGUUACUGAAGCAAUUUUGCAAACAGCAUUUUUGAUAAGCAGGAUAAAUGGCAUACGAUUUACAGAUACACACGAGGAGUUAGUCGGCGUUGGUCAUAUUAUAUUUCAAGUGACUUGUCCGAUUAAUUUUGCAAUUUUGUGUUUUCUCAGUGUGCAGUUUCGCAAAAUUUUCAAAGAUAUAUUUUGCUGUUGUCUUCAGAAUACAAAUUCCUUAUCUAUUAAGGAGUUUCCAGAGAAAACAGAAGUUUCGUCACUUGAAACCGCGAACACUUUAGCAUUUCCGGAAGAAAUACAUUCUACUCGGUUGUGAUUAUUUGUAUUUUACAAAAUUUACAUAGAUAUAAAAAUAAGGAAAUGUUGUAUGAUUGCCAAGCUAUAUACAAUUAUUGACUUUUGAUGAGGUUGAUACAUAAGAUAUCCAUCCCUGAGAUAUAGUAUUUACCGAGGUCAACGACCGAGGAUGAUAGCUUUACAUCGCUGGGGUUGAUGAAAUCUUUGUAUCGGUUGAUAUAACAAUUAAACAAUGUUUUAUUUUAUCUUUUUAAUUUUGAUUUUUUUUUAUCCAUGACUAACCUUCCUUAUAUUUUCCUAAA